GCUAGGACUGGGGCCAGAGAUUUGGGGAGCAUCUGAGAGGCAGCAUCCACAGUCGAAGAGAAUGAAACUGUCGGGAACGGGAGCAGCUGCCUGUGUCACUGACACCCUCUGUGAAUGAUCGAGGCUCGGGCCCUGGCAGGACUGCCCGUGAACGUUUGGCCAGUUUGAUUGGCCACCUGGCAAAGACCAGGUUCUGAGAAGCCAUGGUGCUGAGGGCCUUUGUCCUGCUGGUCGUCUUUGCAGAAGCCUCUGCGAGAUCGUGCACUCCAAGUAAAGCAGAUGUCAUUCUUGUGUUUUGUUAUCCCAAAACGAUCAUCACCAAAAUCCCCGAAUGUCCCUAUGGAUGGGAGGUACAUCAGCUGGCGCUCGGUGGGCUGUGUUACAACGGGGUCCACGAGGGAGGCUACUAUCAAUUUGUCAUCCCAGAUCUGUCACCUAAAAACAAGUCCUAUUGUGGAACCCAGUCCGAGUACAAGCCCCCCAUCUACCACUUCUACAGCCACAUUGUUUCCAACGACAGCACAGUGAUUGUAAAAAACCAGCCCGUGAACUACUCCUUCUCCUGCACCUACCACUCCACCUACUUGGUGAACCAGGCUGCCUUUGACCAGAGAGUGGCCACUGUCCAUGUGAAGAACGGGAGCAUGGGCACAUUUGAAAGCCAGUUGUCCCUCAACUUCUAUACUAAUGCCAAGUUCUCCACUAAGAAAGAAGCACCCUUUGUCCUGGAGACAUCCGAAAUCGGUUCAGAUCUGUUUGCAGGAGUAGAAGCCAAAGGGUUAAGCAUUAGGUUUAAAGUGGUUUUGAACAGCUGUUGGGCCACACCCUCGGCUGAUUUCAUGUAUCCCUUGCAAUGGCAGCUGAUCAACAAGGGCUGCCCCACGGAUGAAACAGUCCUCGUACACGAGAACGGGAAAGAUCACAGGGCAACCUUCCAAUUCAACGCUUUCCGGUUCCAGAACGUCCCCAAACUGUCCAAGGUGUGGUUACACUGCGAGACAUUCAUCUGUGACAGUGAGAAGCUCUCCUGCCCAGUGACUUGUGACAAACGGAAACGCCUCCUCCGGGACCAGACCGGGGGCGUCCUGGUUGUGGAGCUCUCCCUCCGCAGCAGGGGAUUCUCCAGCCUCUAUAGCUUCUCAGAUGUUCUCUAUCACCUCCUCGUGAUGCUGGGGAUUUGUGCUGUCCUGUAAGGGAGAGCUAGGCAGGCAGCUGCGGCUCCUCCGCCCAAGACCAUCUCCUCUGUCAAACUCACAUUUAUUGUGCUGCCAAAAAGAACAAACAGAAGACCAUAUUGUUGGGGAGCAGAGAAUAGCACUUUGCCAAGUAUGUGUUCCAGUGAUUUUUGUGAAUUUCAGCGAUUGUUUCUCUUUGGUGUCCCACUUCCUCUUGUGACUUCCUGUGGCUCUUAGAUUCUACAGUCCCUGCCCUGUGGCUGGCAGAGUCUCCCUUCCCCAUAUUCAGGUCGGGGACUGCAGCAGACUCCUUUAAAAGCUAUUCUAAUUUUAAAAGACUAACACACCCAACCAAGUGCAGCUGAGCAUUCUGAGGAGAAUGUAGGGCAUAAGCACAAAGUCAGUGCUAAGUCCAGAGUGCACAGGAGCAGCCAACUUUGCUGUUCUCUGAAGGGGCCUUUGUCAUUGAGGCUGUGCGACUCUUUAUCUAAGGACCAGAGCUGAGCCGCCAGGCAGGGGUUCUAAUCUCUCAAAUGAUCAUGUGUGAAUCAACGCAGAAUGCAAUAGUUUUGCUCAAACCUGAAUAACAUAAAGGAAAAUGGUUCUCGAGAGCCCCCAGUGAGUGCUAACCCAAUUUUUUUUAUUGUAAGUUUUCUUAACUAUGUAUAAACAUUACAUAGGUAUACAGUCCUCAUUUUUAUAGCUAAUAUGAACGUCUUAAGAUGACAAGAAAAUUCAAAAUUGAAUAGGAAUAACACUACAUAAAGAAAAAAAUUCACCUUAGCAUUAAUUUAACAUCAUAAUGUGGCUUCUCCUGAACGAAACUGCUGCUUGUGACAUGUCUAGGAGGGACCACCAUGACAGGUUCUCUGAAGCCUGUCAACCCCAUCCUACCUACGCCUUGUGAUGCCCAGUGCCCCCACUAUUUCUAUGUGGUCUAGUGAGAAAUCUUCAUUGGUACAGAAUGGUCUGACCUCAUUUAGCCUCCACUUGAACAUUCAAGCCAUAUUUUCAUCUCACUAACUUAUGCUCCUUGAAAUGGAACCAACAAAAAAUCAGAAAUGCAAAUGCAGAUAUGGCCAAUGAAAUUAUGCAGUGCCUCACCCUAAUAGUAGCCCCCACCCCAGCGACUCAGAGUAUGUUGAGAGCAAUGAUUUACAUGGUCAAUCAAAUAAACACAGAAGGAACCGGUCCUGGUAGAGAAUGGCAGAUCCCUGAGAAUGCACUGGAAGACCCCCGUUUGAGGCUAGAAGCUAGGAUGUGAUAGGAAAAGCCAGAAAUCAAAAUUCUUUUCUUUGUCUUGUACAGACUCAAUUAGUGGGCUUAUCAUUUGCAAACAUGUCAGCUUGUAUCUCUGUAUUUAAUGUAUUUGAGAAGUUUUGAGAUCUGUAGUUUGAUGGUUCUUUGACAUCUGUGUUAAUGAACUCAGAAAUAAAGCUAGUUCUCAAAUCUUGGGAGACACGGAGUACAUGUUUGCAAUAGGCUAAGAUUAAAAUGACUUUAUGUAGUUUAAACUGGUCUCAGAGCUGGUGCACCAGCCAAUCAGUUUGGGAUCUCUUCUUCCUGUAAAUUCAGAAUUUUUGAGGUCAGGAAGGACAGAAGACAUUUUAUUGGUUCUAGUCAAAACUCUUAAAUAGGACUCUCUCAGCCAUAAUCAUAAAUCCUUGGCUGUCAGAGUAAAACAAUGUUGCGUUAGUUUUGCUUUGUUUUAUCAUAAUGUUUGAUGAUCUUGUAUCUCUCCCUGGUGCUAUGGAAUAAAUAAAAUGUCUUAAAAUAA
Messenger RNA from Vicugna pacos (alpaca), 2952 nucleotides. It is a transcript of the gene TECTB, whose product is annotated as tectorin beta. Gene Ontology annotation, molecular function: extracellular matrix structural constituent. NCBI's taxonomy places the organism in Eukaryota, Metazoa, Chordata, Mammalia, Artiodactyla, Camelidae. The record is from RefSeq and is a predicted model, not a curated record.